Molecule: messenger RNA, 3479 nt
Organism: Petromyzon marinus (sea lamprey)
Lineage: Eukaryota; Metazoa; Chordata; Hyperoartia; Petromyzontiformes; Petromyzontidae
Source: RefSeq, a predicted model, not a curated record
GUUACCACGUGUUUUUAGUAAUUGCAAUAACUGAUUGCUUUUUGUCAAAUAAUCAAUAGUUGAUGAUGAUUCCUGUUACUGGGUACAGCAGUAAGGUGCAACUUUAGCUUGUGGGAAAGGAGGGGGUUGAGGUUCGUUAAAGAGCAUGUCUAAUCCAAACCCACUGAACAAAAAAAUACAUUUGCCACUAAGUGGCAGUGACAGCACCAUAGGUGCUUGUACCAGGAUAAGUGUACUGUGGCCACAUGAAGUGUCAAAUACUGAGAUGACUGGCAGACGCACCACCUGUGUCCCCUACUGUACAAACGUGUUGUUUUUAGCCACCCGGUGCUCUGAUCGCUGCCAUGAGCAUUGCUCCUCUGCUUUCCGCUGUUGUUAGAGGGCGAAUGCCUCCAGCUGCCUAGUAAUGUCCUCACGAGCCUCCUUCCUAGAGUCAAUCUUGAUACCACUGGUACCAUUCAUUGGCAAGUCCAUGCAGAUUUUCAUCCUCCUGUACUACAUCAGCUUAUCUCUUUUGUAGGUCAUGCCAUGCCCGAUUAGCUCCCUCUAUCCGACAAAACUGAAGCUGCUUGGACAUGCGGUGGCUGGGUAUGUGGGCUACAUGACCCAUCAAAUGCAGCCUCGCCUGCCGGAGGAGCUCACCGAUAGGAAUGUGUCCAGAUAUUUCAAGGAUCUAUGAGCUCCUCACACAAUUCAAUCUGUUUAAACCCAGGAUGGAUCGUAUGCAGGCUAGCCUGAAUGUUCAAACCGGCACAGAUGUUCGUUCAGAGAGUCAUUGUUUUGCAAGCAUAGAUAAGGGAGGGACUAACUAUGGCCGAGAAGACCUGAAGCUUUGCGUGGAGUGACAGGCCGGGUAACUGCCGCACAGUGUUACACAGCUGAUGAAAAGAUAAUGCUGUUCAACUGAUUUGGAGUGAUACCUUUGCUGCCAAACCAGAGCUGCUCAUAAGCACACUACCCAGAUAUGUAAAUGUAUCCACUCUCCAAAACUGCCCCAUCUCUCAUGGGGAGUCCAGGCAGUGGAGUGUUGAAUGACACAAAAUAUCCAGGCAGGUGCUUAGUUUUGGUGGGGCGGAUGGUAAGGCCCCCAUCUCUUAGUGCCAUGCUCCAGGUUCAACAGCAGAGCCUCCGACUCCCGAGAGUGAGCAGAAAUUACUAUAUCAUCAGCAUACAUAACAUGGUUGGCCAAUAGGGAGCCAUCCCAUGACCACACAGGCAUCGAUUAGCCUCCCAUUUUAUCUGUACCAAAUAAAAAUUCCUCUGGUACAGCUAUUGCAAGCUAGAAUUACGUGGUCAAAAAAGCGGUUAAAUAACGUGGGAGCCAGAGGACAUUCCUAUCGCACCCCAAAUUGAACAGGGAAUGGCUCUAACUCCCGGCCAAGCAGCUUUUCCUGGGCCUGCUCACCAUCAUGAAGGUCCUUAGUGAUUGUGAGCAGUCACGGACCCCAAAAGCACAGUACAACCCAGAGCCUUCACCUGUUGAAGGUAUCAUAGGCCUUAACCAGAUCAAUAAAUCAGAGAUGUUACAACCAGUAUGGUCCCCCUUCUUAAAGAGGGGGACCACCAGGUAUCCCUUUCAAUCUUGCAAAACCCUUCCUGUGGUCCAGACACUUGUGUUUUUGUCAUAUAUGGCAGUCUGCAGACAAAUGCCACUCUCCCUCAGCAGUUAGCUUGGGAGAUAAUGUCUGGCCGGCGCUUUUCCUAUUCUUAGACUCUGGAUUGCCUUUGCACCGCCUUAACAGAUGGCAUCUCAGCCAGAGAUGGCUAUGUCCAAUAUUUGAUGCACAGCAGCCCCAGCAAGGUCACCCCCACCUUGCCUCAUGAUGUUAUCUGGACUGAGGGAUUUCCCCUCCCCUAAGAACUCGCAGAAAUUCUAUUUCGACCUGCAGACCUGUUCCUGGGUGUCAGAGAUUGGAUCACAGUUACUUCCAUUAAGCAUGGUGAUCAAGUAAUUGUUUUAUUGCAGUAUACUGAAUCAUAUUCCAUAUCCUAAGUAACCCGCGACCACCACUCAUCCUUUUCGCACCGCAUGUCUCUCAGAAUGAACGCUGUGGUAAGCCUCAUUCUCUGACCUGGGAUGCUGCAGAAGGUGGAGUUGGCCUGUCGAUUUUUCUCAGACAGCUGGAACAACUCCUCCGUCAGCCAGGGUCUCUGGGGAGGUCUGAACUGCGUAUCCAAUGCGCCUGUAGUGAGGGUCCUGAAGAAGGAACAAUGUCGGCGAGGUGUGGUGAGGCCCCAUCAAAAGCUGACAUCUCCGACAUAUCUGAGAGGAAACAUCUCAAUGUGGCUCAUGGCCUGGCUUGGUCUUACUACUUUGGAUACCUCAAGCUAGUGUUGCCAGAACUUGAUGUCAAGCUGGCACAAUACAAACGUGAAGGACGGACGUUUACAGCGAGCACGCGAAAGCUGUUCAUCCUCCUGCCGCUGAGCUGCCAUGUGACGGACACGUUUUCUGAACAGGAUCAACACAUAAGCGUCGAUGGCAACUUAUCCGAGAUUCAGCGGAACCGUGGUGGCGUCUCAAUGCGCAGCUUUAAGCACACGGUGCACAGGGUGUUGGAUGCCCAAAAUGUGGAGCACUACAUCGUGAUGGAGUUUGCUACACCACUGCGCUCCCUGCAUGACAUGUCAAACCAGACUCUUGCAGCUUUUAGCACUGAUGAUCGCUUGGAGCAGGCCAAGCUGUUCUACUGCACUCUAAAAAAGAUUAUCCAGAGUGACAUUGACAUCAGAAACAAAGUCCAGCUGGUGCUUUACGAUGAUACUGCAGAAGCAAAAAACCCUCAUUUUCUGUCGGAGAAGAUCCUAAAGUAUGUCUCGCCGAUGGCGGAUGAGAGCCCACUGCAGUUUAGCAUGGAAGAUCAGCCUCAACCACUUAGAAGUUAUUAGAAGUAAUAACUUCAAGAAACAUAUACAAAGUUAUCGUAAUAAUCGUUUUUUUCCCAUUUUUUCUGGCAACAAAACUGAAACCUUUUUACAAGGAAUCAUGUUUACAUUAACCACAAUACCUGCGGUCAUAAUGCAAACAAAAAAAAACGCUCUUAUAAUGUAUGCAUUGUCAUUGAGCAGAGAUCAUACAACCAGGGGCCCAAGUACACAAAAUUAUUUUUUUCAUGUAUUUUUCUACAUAUUUGAUGCGAGGUACUUCUACCAAACAUACAGUUUCUCUUCAACGUGACUUUACCGAAAAAACUAAGAAUAUACAGUCUGCCGUUACAGGUCAUGCGCUUCUGUUUACAGUGUUGGCUGAACCCUUUUCAACGUGAGCCACGUGAGGGGUGGUGAAAAGAGUGUACAGAAAAUGCUCUUAAAAUGUGUUCCAAGUAGGCUGCGAAUAUAGUACAAUUCGAAAUUGAAAAAAAAAGAGUUCCAGACUACGGGGGCAGCAGGGAAUGACUGACCCACAAAGUAACGGUUGACUGAGGGAUUUAUUCAAGUCGUUGCUUACUGGAGCUGAGAAGGUGUGCAUGGGAGGAGAG